Messenger RNA from Megalops cyprinoides (Indo-Pacific tarpon), 1048 nucleotides. RefSeq names its product class I histocompatibility antigen, F10 alpha chain-like. Gene Ontology annotation, cellular component: external side of plasma membrane. Gene Ontology annotation, biological process: immune response. The record is from RefSeq and is a predicted model, not a curated record. The coding region runs from base 1 to 1026 and encodes 341 amino acids. The transcript is spliced from 7 exons. NCBI's taxonomy places the organism in Eukaryota, Metazoa, Chordata, Actinopteri, Elopiformes, Megalopidae.
AUGAGAACUCAGAUUGCACUCAUUUUGUUUAUUUUGAUUUCGUGUUCAACCCACUCCCUGCGAUACUUCUACACAGCCACCACGGGGAUACCGACAUUCCCAGAGUUUGUGACUGUUGGCCUGGUGGAUGGAGAGCCUAUCUCAUACUAUGACAGCAACAUCCGCAGAGAGGUUCCCCGACAGGAGUGGAUGGCUGAGGAGGCUGAUUACUGGGAAGAGCAGACUCAGGCCUCCAUCAGUUCUGAGCAGAAUUUCAAGGCCAACAUUGGAAUUCUAAAGUCACGCUUUAAUCAGACAGGAGGUGUCCACAUUGUCCAGUUCAUGUACGGCUGUGAGUGGGACGAUGAGACUGGGAACAGAGAGGGAUUUGAACAGUAUGCAUAUGAUGGGGAAGACUUACUUUCAUUUGACAGGAAUGACAUGAGAUGGAUCACUCCUUCACCACAGGGAGCUCUCACUAAAAGCAAGUGGGACAGCGACAGAGGUUUGAAUGAAUAUACAAAGAACUACCUGACCCAGGAGUGCAUUGAUUGGCUGAAGAAGUAUGUGGGCUACGGGAGGAGCAGUCUGGAGCGCAAAGUCCCUCCUGAGGUCUCUGUAUUCCAGAAGGGUUCCUCUCCUGUCACCUGCCAUGCCACCGGCUUCUUCCCCAGUGGUAUCGUUAUGUCCUGGCAGAAAAAUGGAGAAGACCUGCAUGAGGACGUGGAGCUGGGAGAGACGCUGCCCAACGAUGACAGAACAUUCCAGAAGACGUCUCGCCUUGGAGUGAAGCCUGAAGGCUGGAAGAAAAACACCUACACCUGCAUCGUGCAGCACAGCGGUCUGGAGGAAGAUGUCAAGAGAGUGUUCACUGACAACAGUGGUCCUCCACUGGGCAUCAUCAUUGGUUGUGUUGUUGCUGUCCUUCUCCUUGGAGCUGUCAUCGGGGGCAUUGUUUGGAAGAAGAAGAAGGAUGGAGGCUAUGGGAAGACCAACACCUCAGAUACUGAUUCUGAGAACUCCGGCAACACUGCCCAAAAAGCCUGAGAGGCCCCUCCCAAACACACAG